Malania oleifera is the source of this 2439-nucleotide messenger RNA. RefSeq names its product probable receptor-like protein kinase At5g59700. The record is from RefSeq and is a predicted model, not a curated record. Gene Ontology annotation, cellular component: plasma membrane; plasmodesma. Gene Ontology annotation, molecular function: transmembrane receptor protein tyrosine kinase activity; ATP binding. NCBI's taxonomy places the organism in Eukaryota, Viridiplantae, Streptophyta, Magnoliopsida, Santalales, Ximeniaceae. The transcript has a single exon. Bases 1 to 2439 code for a protein of 812 amino acids. Gene Ontology annotation, biological process: protein autophosphorylation.
AUGAUGAUGGCGUAUGUAAGACAUCGAUUAUUCAUCUGUGUUUUAUCAGUCUUACGGUUGACUUACUUUUCAGUUGGCUUUGUUCCAACAGACAUGUACUUAAUAGACUGUGGAUCACCCUCCAAUACAACAGUGGGUGAUCGCAUGUUUGUGGCAGAUCAAUCAGCUUCCGCUUUCCUCAACGCCCAACACUACUUUUCCGCCAGCACCACUGCCGCUGUGCCAAAAUCCCUCAGCAACACUACAGAAUUGUCACUCUAUCAAACAGCAACCAUCUUCACUGAGACCUCAAAAUACAUUUUCCCAAUCCACCGGACGGGAAGACUCUGGAUCCGUCUCUAUUUCUUUCCAUUUGUUUAUGAAAGUUAUGACUUGGGAACUGCGAAUUUCUCAGUUUCCGCCCAAACUCACCUACUUCUUUCCAACUUCAAGCCAACGAAUAACACUUUUACUGUCAAAGAAUACUCCAUAAAUGUCACCUCAAAUACGCUUUACCUCACCUUCAUUCCUUCCCGCAACUCAUUGGCCUUCUUAAAUGCCCUGGAAGUCGUUUCAACCCCUGACAAACUUAUCAGUGAUGGUGAUUUCCGCGCUGCCUCAUCACAGAAAUUCCAAGGCCUUUCCACUCAAGCAUUAGAGACACUUAUAAGGGUGAACAUAGGUGGGCCACCAAUCCCCUCCCACAAUGAUACGCUCUGGCGAAAUUGGGCUGCUAAUCAACCUUUCAUGAUUCAACCAAGUCCAGGCACAAAUAUCUCAGCCAAUUAUAUAUCAAAUAUCACAGCCGUUAAGUACGUACCAGGUGGGGUAACACCUGAUUUUGCUCCAAAAUCCGUAUAUGGUACAGCCGCUGUAAUGAGCUCAACUGGUCCCCACGCAAGUAGUUCGAAUAUUACAUGGGAGUUCAAUGUAGAUCCAGGAUUUCAGUACCUUGUGCGGUUUCACUUUUGCGAUAUUGUAGGUGAAUCCCAAAACAAUAUCUCUUUUGAAAUUUAUAUUAACUCCUGGACUGUCGCUCAAGAUGCUGAUCUAAGUGCUUUUAGGGAUGAAAUUAUGGGCGCUCCAUUUUAUCUGGAUGCUGUUACUGACCCAGCUGAAAGCACAGCUCUUUCUGCAAGCUUCAGCCCUUUCUUUUCACGUGUUGAUAACCCCUUUCUCAUUCUCAACGGGCUUGAGAUCAUGAAAAUUAACAAUUCUAUGGGUAAUCUGAGUGAGGGAGUUUUGGACUCAAAUCCAAGCAAAGAUAAGAAAAGGGUUGGCGUGAUAGUGGGCGCGACCGUUGGAAUGUCUAUCGUAGCUUUCGCUACUCUAUUUUUUUCUGUGACUUGUAGAAAAAGAAAAACACUGGCACCAAAACGAAAUUCAAAGACAAUGAUUCCUGCCAGCACCACUAGAGUUACGUAUGACUUGAACUUGGCAUAUCGCUUCCCUUUUGUUGUAGCUGAAGAGGCCACAAACAACUUUGAUGAGACCCAGGUGAUCGGAUAUGGUGGUUUUGGGAGGGUCUACAAAGGAGUCUUACAUGAUGGAAGAAAAGUGGCCAUCAAGAGGUCAAACCCUAUGUCCUUGCAGGGCCAUGCUGAGUUUCAUACGGAAAUUGAGUUGCUAUCACAGUUCCGCCAUCGUCAUUUGGUUUCAUUGAUCGGGUAUUGUGAUGAAAGAAAUGAGAUGGUUUUGAUUUAUGAAUAUAUGGAGAAUGGGACCCUCAAGAGUCAUCUAUAUGGCUCUAAUUUUCCCUGCCUGAGUUGGAAGCAGAGGCUUGAGAUAUGUAUUGGUGCAGCCAGAGGUCUCCACUAUCUUCAUACCGGUUCAAUAAAACCAGUAAUACACCGUGACAUGAAGUCGACAAAUAUUUUGCUCGAUGAAAACCUCAUAGCUAGGGUGGCAGACUUUGGCAUUUCAAGGAUGAUACCUGGGAAUGACCAGAUGCAUGUGAGCACGGCAGUGAGAGGAACAUUUGGGUACUUUGAUCCUGAAUAUUUUAGAAGAUGGCGCCUAACAACAAAAUCUGAUGUGUACUCAUUUGGGGUGGUUCUAAUUGAAGUUCUCUGCGCAAGACCUGUGUUAGAUCUAUCCCUUUCAGAUGAAAUGGUGAACUUAGCCCAGUGGGCAAUAAAGCAACGAAAGGCAGGACAAUUAGAACAAAUAAUAGAUCCUCAUCUCAUGGGAAAAGUAAAACCAACUUCUCUUCAGAAGUUCGUAGAGACAGCAGAGAAAUGCUUGGCCGAUAAUAGUGUCGACAGGCCUUCUAUGGAAGAAGUUCUGUGUAGUCUAGAGCAGGCACUCCAACUUCAAGAGGAUGCUAUUCUUCAAGUUGACAAUUUCAAUCAUAUCGAUCCUUGUGCCUGCAGUGGACAGCAUGACGAAUCAAAUGGGUAUGAGUAUGAUUCAUCUGGUGUCUCCUCGGGUAUAUUAUUCUGUCCAGAUGGUGAAGGCUGA